This is a messenger RNA of Vigna unguiculata (cowpea), 1350 nucleotides long. RefSeq names its product flavonoid 4'-O-methyltransferase-like. Gene Ontology annotation, molecular function: protein dimerization activity; O-methyltransferase activity. NCBI's taxonomy places the organism in Eukaryota, Viridiplantae, Streptophyta, Magnoliopsida, Fabales, Fabaceae. The record is from RefSeq and is a predicted model, not a curated record.
UAAAGGACAACAAAGUCUGAAACACCACCACACAAAAUACAGAUUCACAUCAAACUAUGGCUUCAAAUAAUGGCCUUAAAGCAAGUGAGAUGUUUGAAGGUCAAGUUCACUUAUACAAACACUUGCAUGCUCAUGCAGUAGAUGGUAUGAGUAUUAGAUGGAUGAUUGAGCUUGGCAUACCUGACAUAAUCCACAACCAUGAUCAACCCAUUACACUAUCAGAGUUGGUAUCCAUUCUACAAAUUCCGCCAACUAAAGUUAGAGGCGUGCACAGUCUCCUACGCUAUCUGGCACACAAUGGAUUCCUUCAGAUUGUAAGAGUCCAUCACAACACACAAGAAAAGGAAGCAUAUGCUCUAACUGCUGCAUCACAGCUUCUUGUCAAAGGCACUAACCUUAGUCUUACGCCAAUGGUGGAGUAUUUAAUUAACCCAAGUGGAUCACCCGUAUGGUCUCACUUGAAGAAGUGGACUUAUGAGGAUGAUCUUACACUGUGUGAUGUCUCCCUAGGAUCAAAUAUAUGGGAUUUUCUUGGUAAAAACACAGAAAAAAACAAGUUGUUCAAUAAGGCAAUGGCUAGUGAUUCUCAGAUGAUGAACGUGGCAUUAAGAGGUUGCAAUUGGGUGUUCGAAGGAGUGGAGUCCAUUGUUGAUGUUGGAGGUGGAAACGGAACCACAGCCAAGGCUAUCUCUGAUGCAUUUCCAAACGUGAAGUGCACUGUGUUAGACCGUCCACAAGUUGUGGAGAACUUGUUGGGUACCAACCAUUUGAAAUAUGUUGGUGGUGACAUGUUCAAAUCUAUUCCCAAGGCUGAUGCAAUUCUACUCAAGUGGAUUUUGCAUAAUUGGAGUGACAUGGAUUGUAAGAAGAUAUUAGAAAAUUGCAAAGAAGCUAUUUCUGGUAAAGGUAAGAGAGGAAAAAUAAUUGUGAUAGAAACUGUGAUAAACGAAGGUCAAGAUGAGCAUGGAAUUACUAGUCUAAAGCUCCUCAUGGAUGUGAAAAUGUCAUGUCUUGUUAAUGGGAAAGAAAGAAGUGAAGAAGAAUGGAAGAAACUGUUCGUGGAAGCAGGAUUCCAAAGCUACAAAAUAUCUCCUUUAACGGGAUAUUUGUCUCUUAUUCAAAUCUAUCCUUGAAUAUUGAAGUUAUGCUGGUGCAUUUCUUCAAUGCGUGUUAUGAAACAAACAAGGUCACAAUGCUCAUUUCCCAUUUCAAUAAAUGAUUGGUAAGAAAAUGCAACAAGAAUAAAAAGAAGAAUUGAUAAGAACCAAGAUUCAGAGAUACAAAAUCUGAUGGAAUGUGUCAAAGUGUUUUGCUUUAUUAAUAAAUGGCAUGGACUAUAUUUUUCUUAAA